Molecule: messenger RNA, 960 nt
Organism: Penicillium olsonii
Lineage: Eukaryota; Fungi; Ascomycota; Eurotiomycetes; Eurotiales; Aspergillaceae
Source: the annotation of a GenBank genome assembly
AUGAUUCCUUCAAUUGGCCUAUGGGCCUGUCUACUGUCUGUUGCAACGAGUGCUUUGGGUUCUCAUGUCCAUGGUCAUGCCCAUGCCCAUGCUUCACGCGCUCAAAUCUCGCGCCGGGAGAUCUCGUCUGAGCUCUUCGAGAAGUUCAAGCUCUUUGCUCAGUUCGCGACAAUAACCAACUGCGAUCAGAAUAUCAAUCGCACUGGGUACCCGCUUUCUUGCGAUCAGGGACCGUGUGAUCUGGUCCAGGCAGAGGAUACCGAGAUCGUCAACACGUAUCACCAGAAGACCGGAGGCACUGGAUACAUCGCAUUGGACCGCACUCGGAAAUUGAUCAUCGUCACCUUCCGGGGAACCAUCACCUUCCCAGACUUAUAUCAAGACCUACGGAUCCCAAUCCUCACACCCGUGCCAGAGCUGUGCGAUGGGUGCGGAGUGUAUCCCGGAUUCUGGGAUUACUGGCUCAGCGCCAAAGACCAGAUCAUCAGCGAGCUCGGAAACGUCACGAAAGAAUACCCUGACUACCGCGUCUCUGUAACAGGGUACAGUCUCGGUGCCGGUGUUGCUACCGUUGCCGGAGUUGCGCUCCGUGAGGAGGGAUUCCCCUGUGAUAUCUGGACAUUUGGCGCAUCCAAGCCUGGAAACGCAAAGCUGGCUGAGUUUAUCACCAACCAGCAGAAGCCCGUCAGUAUCUAUCGGGCGACCCAUAAUAAGGAUCUGAUUCCAAACCUCCCUGCCAACAUCAUUGGCUUUGACUACACUCAACCUUCUCCUGAGUUUUGGAUUGACCAGCCAAGUGGCGAGGUCGUUACCCCUGAUGUUGUGAAAUAUAUUGAGGGCAUCAAUAACAAGACAGGCAAUCUGGGCCAACAUGGCACAUCGAUUGGCGCAGAGCACGAGUGGUACUUCGGUAACAUGACUGUCUGUGCCCCAUCCGCUGAUAUGUAUGCUCUGUUCUGA